Metarhizium brunneum ARSEF 3297 is the source of this 1527-nucleotide messenger RNA. RefSeq lists its product as uncharacterized. Lineage: Eukaryota; Fungi; Ascomycota; Sordariomycetes; Hypocreales; Clavicipitaceae. The record is from RefSeq and is a predicted model, not a curated record.
AUGGUCUCCUAUGAGCUUUACGAUGAUGGCGCGUGGGACCGUGGCGAGGCUAUAUUCCAGGCUUUGCGGGAUACGCUGUACGAUGAAGAUCUUUACCACGAGAUUGCCACGUUUGUCACUAAACAUCGAAAAGGUGGUAGCCCCGUCAAGUGUUUCCCUCCCAAGAUUGGAGGGUUCAAUUUCCAUUAUCGCAUCCUGUACUGCGAUGGGAGCUCCGCAAUCAUUCGCUUCCCCAUGCCGGGGUACUUCCGGAUGGCUGAGGAGAAGCUCCUCGGCGAGGUGGCUGCCAUGCGUUACAUAGCCGAUAAUACGACCAUACCUGUGCCCUCCAUCCUCCACUACGGCAUGGCAGACGAGAGCCCCAGAAGGCUUGGUCCUUUUCUAAUCAUGGAGUACAUUGAAAAUUCCGGCGACAUGGCUGAUGUGCUGAGGGCGCCCGGGCACCCCCAUGAAGACAAGCCAGUCCUCGAUCCAGCCAUGGACGAAGCGAAACUCGACCAUGUGUACGGCCAAAUUGCUGACAUCAUGCUCCAACUGGCCAAUUGCGACUUCUCCCGCAUCGGAUGCCUUGGAAUGAGCAACUCGAAUGGCCAUGAUGGCGACCCAGAAAUCACCUCUCGGCCUCUGUCCCUCAACAUGACCCAGCUGGGGGAGGUAGGAGGCGUCCCUCACUUCGAACUACCCCCUACCUCCAAGACAUUUUCCACCUCGUCCCAAUACUACUCUUCUCUGGCCGAUAUGCAUCUGCAGCAACUCUCGUUCCAGCGAAACCAGGUCGUCCUGUCAGACGAUGAGUGUCGCAAGAAAUACAUCGCCAGGCAACUCUUCCGCAAAGUGGCCGCCAACCAUGGCGUUGCCUCGCCGGACACAGACCCGGGCCCUUUCAAGCUGUGGUGCGACGACUUUCGCCCUGGCAACAUUCUCAUUGACGACGAGUACCGCAUCGUCGGUGUCAUAGACUGGGAGUUUACCUAUGCCGCCCCCGUUGAAUUCGCCUACUCCCCGCCAUGGUGGCUUCUUCUCGUCAUGCCCGAGGAGUGGACCGAGGGGCUGGACGACUGGGCUGCCAAGUACGAACCCCGGCUGAACAGCUUCCUGCGAGUCAUGGAAGCAAAGGAGCGUGAGUUGAUGGAGCAGGGCCGCCUCCGUCAGCCCCAGGUGCUGUCCACGCAUAUGCGCCGCAGUUGGGAGACGGGGGACUUUUGGCUCGUGUACGCGGCGCGCAAGUCCUGGGCAUUUGAUGGCAUCUUUUGGAGGACGCUGGAUAGGCGCUUCUUUGGGGACAAUCCCGCCGGCUUCAUGGAAAGGCUCAAGCUGCUGCCGCCAGAACAGGUCGCCGCCAUGGAAGCUUUCGUGGAGAGGAAGAUGCAAGAGAAGGAAGAGAGCACAUUAAUCGACUGGUAUGCCAAGGACUCGGCGUCCAAGUUGCCGCCGAAUAUUCUGUCUCUAGAUCCAGUAGAACCAUGCGAAGCACGCCCUAGCUGUGCACCAAUUACGGACGGACCUGACGUAGAAGUCGUACCAUGA